GCUCGGACAUAGACAAGCCGACUGAGGGUCCCCGACCUGGUCUGGAAGGGGAAACACCAAGACAAGCUUGUUUGUAUUCUCUUAAACUUUCUUUACUUAGCUGCUUCUGAGUUGCUUCAUGAUGUUUCAAGUUCCGAGUUCGUACCUGGAAAUCCUAUGGAGCAUGUACUGGUAUGUCAGUUAUAUGCAGCUCCGAUGAAAGAAAUGCCUGCAAAGAUCUAGUUGCAAGGAUUCUAUCUCGUUACAGGGUAUAUUUUCAAGUCUGCCGCUCACGCCACGCGGUGGGCACGUUCUCAAAUCCAUCGCGAUCUCGUCACUGUUACUAAGCUCAACACGGUAUCGUUCGUGCAAUGGCUCACGGGAACGAAAUCCUCGCCCGAGCCAACCAGAUUUCUAUGUCAAGUUCAUCAAUGCAACACGAGUUUCUACAAUGGCCAUGAGAUUGGCACAAGGCACAUGGUGUGAAUUAUACAGCACAUUGAUUGACUCUUUCGUUCGCCCUUUGACAAUGCCGACUUGUCCUCAGUGUAGCCAUCGACCAUUUAUAACGGCUGCAGCUCUUAUGGAUCAUAUGCGAUCCUCAUCCUUGCCUCAUCCGUACUGCAAGCUGUGUGACAGACGGUUUAUCGACGAACUAUCCCUGAAAUCCCACCAAGUCGCGAAGCAUCCACCAAUGUUCGACUGCAUGGACUGUGGCAGGCCUUUCAAAUCGCAGGUCUCACUUGACGAACAUUUUCGUGGCUCUCCCAACCAUCCCAACUGUCCCGUUUGCGGACGAGGGUUCAGGACCCAAGCUUUGGCCGACUCCCACCACAACGAAAGUCAUCCAAGGGCGACUUGCGAUACCUGCCGAAGGACCAUGUACGAGCAUGAAAUGGCAAAACACUUUAAAGAAUCUCCACGACACCCAAAAUGUCACUCGUGCGACGAAGGCUUCGCAAAUGAUGCAGAUUACACUUCGCAUUGCUCCAUCGUCCAUUCAGACGCGCACUGUGUCGAAUGCGACCGGCAAUUCUUCGACGUUGACGCCCUCCAGAACCAUUACGCCAACUCUCUUCAACACCCGAAAUGUAUGCGGUGCAAGACGGGUUUUGCUAAUGAGAAUGAAUACGCUGCUCAUGUCGCCACACACUCCCCCGUGUCCCCGGCGAUGAACUCGCCCAUGCCGUCUCCUCAUGGCAUGUUUUCACCAGCGCUAACAGGCUCAGUGGCGCCGAGAUUGAUUACUUCUACGUCGAACUCUCCCGCGCUUUCUCGUUCCGACCAAAAUCUUGCAACGCCCUAUCGCUCGGCACUCUUGUCCGCAAAAUCACCUUUGAGUCCCAUCUUCAACUUCAAUAACAAUGAUCUCCUCAAACAUACGCUUCCUCUAUGGAGUCCCGUCCGAGGGACGGUUUCGCCAAUCCGCGAAGCAGAAGAUGAGGAUGACAUUCUCACAUCGUCUUCGGCGGCUCUAAUGGUCCAAAAACUUGUCGACGACGUACCUGAACCGUCGCUCCCCCACAUCCAAGUCGACCAUGUCCCUGAUCUUCCCCGCCUUCAGACGUUCGGUCUAUCCCGUUCGGCUUCUCAGUCAUAUACGCCAAAGUACGAUCCGUUCGGAGAAAAUCCGGUAUCCGAAGAGUGGCUUACUCCAUAUGUUGGCAAUGGCUAUAGUUCGCCGGACGUCUCAUCUCCAGCCGGCCUUGCGCAAAUUCCUACUAUAUCUCCGGUAGCAUCAACACCUUCAACGGCCUCCGUGAAGAAUAACCACUCUCCCGAGGCAUUGAUAUUCUCGCCGUUUAAAAUGGUGUCUGACCAUCAUAGCUUGGGCUCGAAGUCAAAUUCGUCCCAUGGUGGUCGCACCCCAGUGUCGCCGUCUUCAGCCGCUCCUGGUUCAGGUUCGAACAGCUGCGCCGGUCCCGGUGGCUCGUAUUCUCUGCCAAGUAGCUCGCCGUCGUCCAUUAGUGGCGAAAAGGAGAGCUUGCACCUGCAUUGCCGUCUGUGCGGGACAAGCCCAUGCCGAGAUAUGACGGCGACUAUGUGUGGCCAUAUUUUUUGUAAUAAUUGCAUUGUACAUGCUGUCAUUUCGACAUCCAGCUGCCCAGUCUGCAAUAACCCUACUUUGCUAUACUGUUUAUUCAAACUCGACUUGACUUCUGUGUAGAUUUUGGUAUAGAUUCAGGGAUUUCUUGUGAACGUUUCUUGACAAUAGUAGCCACAAUGCAGUGUAACUUUACGACCUACUAGUACUUUUGAAAAAGAAAGAACGGAUGGCACACUCAAAGUC
Messenger RNA from Desarmillaria tabescens, 2269 nucleotides. RefSeq lists its product as uncharacterized. Lineage: Eukaryota; Fungi; Basidiomycota; Agaricomycetes; Agaricales; Physalacriaceae. Bases 431 to 2146 code for a protein of 571 amino acids. The record is from RefSeq and is a predicted model, not a curated record. The transcript has 12 exons.